Messenger RNA from Oldenlandia corymbosa var. corymbosa, 3308 nucleotides. Lineage: Eukaryota; Viridiplantae; Streptophyta; Magnoliopsida; Gentianales; Rubiaceae. The record is from the annotation of a GenBank genome assembly.
CUGAUUUGUAUUCCAGAAACAAUUGGGGGUGCAUGAGGUAAAAAUACAGAAAAUACAGUUAGGGUCCUUAGGGAACUGAUGAAACCUGAAAACACAAGAAAGGUUUUUAGCAGGGUUUAUAGGUUUCAAAGGCGGCUUCUUUGUGUUUGUUUCUGUCUUCACCCCAUUUUUCUUCAUCUCAAUAAUCUUCGAAUAACAAUCUCCACUUCAUCAAUAAGGGCUUAUUGUUCAGCCUCUGAUGCUGAUCAAAACUCCUUCAAAGUGAUGCCCUGUUUCCCAUUGUUGUUGUAUAGAAAAUUUCCUUUUUUAGUAUAUUCAUCAGAUUCUUUCUUUGCACAUUGUAAAUCCACUGAAACAUGUGGAGAAAUUUAGUAAAACAAGCUUCUUCCAGGAAGAUAAACUUCUUCUCGGAGGCUCAUUGUUUUCCCUCUUCAUCUGCAUCUGCAGCGACAAAGUUUAGUCACGGUUCUAGCCUUAUUGGCGGCAGUAAAGUCCUGCGAUUUGGCGGUAGAAAUCACAUCAGUUGUGAAGAUUCAGGAUUGGGUUUGCCUCAAAAUUCAAUCUUGAUGCGGACAAGGGAUGAUUUUCAUACAAAAUCCAUGUAUUUUAGCAACCCUUUAGGUUUUUGUGGUAGGGGAUAUGCUUCUGCAGCUGAGGCAAUCGUGUCGACUUCAGAGGAAGAUAUAGAUGAAAUUCAGGAAUUACUUGAGGAAAUGGAAAAGCAGGGCAUUCCAAAGGAGGAGAAUUAUCGCCCACAGAAGCAGCAGAAAGUGGUGGGUGGAUUGGGGAUGGGGAAAUACUAUGCCCUCAGGAAAAGACAGGUGAAGACGGAGACUGAGGCUUGGGAAGAGGCAGCCAAGGAAUACCAGGAACUUUUGGAGGAUAUGUGUGAACAAAAGUUGGCGCCCAAUUUGCCCUAUAUAAAGUCAUUGUUUUUAGGUUGGUUUGAGCCAUUGAGAGAUGCUAUAGAAGCUGACCAAGUAUCAUGUGCAGAAGGAAAGAACAAGGCGAAUUACGCUCCUUAUUUCCAUUUAUUGCCUGCUGACAAGAUGGCAGUUAUUACUAUGCAUAACCUGAUGGGACUGUUGAUGGCUGGGGGAGGUCAUGCUAAUACUAGAGUGGUUAAAGCUUCAUUGAGUAUUGGUGAAGCGAUUGAGAAUGAGGUUAGAAUACACAGGUUCCUGGAGAAGACUAAAAGGAAGAAUUCAUUGAAUAAGAAUUCUGAAGGAACUGAAUCCCAAGCUAAGGAAGAAGAGAAGCUUAGAAAAAAAAUCAAUAUGCUGAUGAAAAAACAAAAGCUGCAUCAAGUGAGAGAAAUAGUUAAGCAUCAUGAUGAUUUAAAGUCCUGGGGUCAGGAUGCCCAAGCUAAGGUUGGCAGCCGUUUGAUUCAGAUUUUGAUUGAAACAGCGUAUAUACAGCCUCCACUAGGUCAGCAGGAAGAUGGUUCUCCUGAUAUUCGCCCUGCAUUUAUGCAUGUGCUUAAAACUGUUGACACACCGAGCGGGAACAAGAGAUAUGGUGUGAUUGAGUGUGAUCCUCUGGUGCGGAAGGGCUUGGAGAAUACUGCCAAACACGUAGUGAUUCCAUAUAUGCCGAUGCUGGUCCCUCCCCUGAACUGGACUGGUUAUGACAAAGGUGCACAUUUGUUUUUGCCAUCCUAUGUCAUGCGUACACAUGGAGCAAAACAGCAACGAGAAGUUCUUAAAAGAACUCCCAAGAAGCAGUUAGAACCGGUUUUUAAGGCUCUUGAUACUCUUGGCAGUACCAAAUGGAGGGUGAAUAAAAGGGUGCUGGCUGUAAUUGAUCGUAUUUGGGCUAAUGGAGGCCGUAUUGCAGAUUUAGUUGAUCGUGAUGAUAUCCCUUUGCCGGAAGAGCCAGACACAGAAGAUGAAAAAGAAAUCAAGAAGUGGAAAUGGAAAUGUAAAUCUGUGAAAAAAGAAAACCUUGAGAGGCACUCACAGCGGUGUGAUAUAGAACUGAAACUUGCAGUUGCUCGCAAAAUGAAGGAUGAGGAGGGGUUCUUUUAUCCGCAUAAUCUUGAUUUUCGUGGCCGUGCUUACCCCAUGCAUCCGCAUUUGAACCAUCUCGGCUCUGAUCUCUGCCGUGGAAUACUUGAAUUUGCUCAGGGGCGUCCACUAGGAAAGUCAGGCUUAAGGUGGUUAAAGAUACACCUAGCAAAUGUAUUUGGUGGUGGUGUUGACAAGUUAUCUUAUGAAGGUCGGGUAGCAUUUUCCGAAAACCAUCUGGAGGACAUAUUUGAUUCUGCAGACAGGCCUCUUGAAGGAAAAAGGUGGUGGUUGGGUGCAGAGGAUCCUUUCCAAUGCUUAGCCACAUGUAUAAAUCUUUCAGAAGCAUUGCGAAGCCCAUCUCCUGAGACUACCAUAUCACAUAUGCCUAUCCAUCAGGAUGGUUCGUGCAAUGGCCUGCAACAUUAUGCUGCUCUUGGGCGGGAUAAGCUAGGAGCGAUUGCAGUCAAUCUUGUGGCUGGAGAAAAGCCUGCAGAUGUUUACUCUGGAAUCGCUGCCAGAGUUCUAGAAAUCAUGCAGAGAGAUGCGGCUAAAGAUCCUGAAACUGAUGCUAAUGUGAUGCGGGCCAGGCUGCUCAUUAACCAGGUUGACAGGAAAUUGGUGAAGCAAACAGUGAUGACAUCAGUCUAUGGUGUCACUUAUAUUGGUGCUCGUGAUCAAAUCAUGAGGAGAUUGAAGGAGCGAAAUGCAAUUGAAGAUAAUGAUGAGGUGUUUGCUGCUGCUUGUUAUGCUGCAAAAAUUACCUUGACUGCCUUAGGAGAGAUGUUUGAAGCAGCCAGAGGCAUCAUGAAUUGGCUUGGUGACUGUGCAAAGAUCAUAGCCAUGGAAAAUCAACCAGUUCAAUGGACUACUCAACUUGGGCUUCCUGUUGUGCAACCUUACCGCAGUAUAGGAAGACAUCUUGUUAAAACAUCUCUUCAGGUUUUAACAUUGCAAAGAGAAACUGACAAGGUUAUGGUGAAGCGGCAGAGAACAGCUUUUCCUCCAAAUUUUGUUCAUUCCCUGGAUGGUUCUCAUAUGAUGAUGACUGCCAUUGCUUGUAGAGAAGCAGGCUUAAAUUUUGCAGGAGUGCAUGAUUCAUACUGGACGCAUGCAUGCGAUGUUGAUCAAAUGAACAGGAUUCUGAGAGAGAAAUUUGUCGAACUAUAUGAAGCACCAAUUUUGGAGAAUUUGCUGGAUGACUUUCAGAAGUCAUUUCCUAAAUUGAAAUUUCCUCCUUUACCGGAACGUGGAGAGUUUGACUUGAGAGAAGUUCUAGAAUCUCCAUACUUCUUCAACUAG